AUGGCCUUCCCUGAUGACUUGGAUGACGUACACGAUUGGCUCGUUAUUGUGAACGAUGAGGCUCUGGAGAGGUUUAACUCGUCAAUGGACGAGUUCAAGAUUGUGAGGAAGGAGGCAGAGGAGGCCAAACGGCCGACAAGUGCGGCUAUGGACAUAGACGAUGGGUUUCAAUUGGUGUGUAGGAAAAAGAAAAAGGGGCCUACUGGAUCGAUAGCGGCCAGUGGGAACGAUGAUUCGAGUCAGGUCUCCUCUGCGAUGAAGGUGGCUGCCAAGGAUAAGAAAACUGUUUGGUGCAUGGGUUUCCGCUACAUGGGUUUUCCUGAGGCCACCAUGUUUGGUGCAAGUGCUGGAUUUCCUCAUGGGUUCUUAAAUACAUUUCAUGACGGACCUGCACAUAGGCACCAUCUGAACAAGGGUAUAGGGUCUCGGCGUCGGUGA
Messenger RNA from Malus domestica (apple), 438 nucleotides. NCBI's taxonomy places the organism in Eukaryota, Viridiplantae, Streptophyta, Magnoliopsida, Rosales, Rosaceae. The record is from RefSeq and is a predicted model, not a curated record.